AUGCACUUCUCAACCGCUCUCCUUCCUCUCACUCUCUUCGUUUCCUAUGUCGCGGCUCAGACUACUGCUGCAGCAAUAGGCUCUUCCUCGAGUACUUGCGAAGGCCAGAAUGUUCUUGAGGCUUGUUUGAGCUCGACGACGGCGAUUGCUAAUGCAUGUCAAUCGACUGAUUAUGGCUGUUUAUGCACGAGCUGGGAUGCCGUUCUGACAUGUUUCAACGAAUGCCCCAACGAUGCCCGCUACAGCAGCACACUCUCCUCUAAACAAACAUACUGCAACGAUGCAUCAGUAUAUACAUCGACUUCCACAUCGGCCAUCUCACGCGAUCCAUCGACAUCGGCAGAGAUUACAGCAGCGGCGGCUACAGGCACGGGUACGGGUACGGGUACGGGUACGGAAACGCAAACGCAAACGCAAACGGGGGCUGCGAAAAGUGCGAGUGCGUCGGCUGGAAGUAAGGUGGCUACGGCGACGGGGAGCGCGGCCAGCGCGGCGAGUACGGAUAAGAAUAGUGGGGCGGGAAGAAGGGUUUGGGGGGGUAUGAUGGGGGUAUUGGGGGGUGUGGGGUUGGUGGCUGCUGUGUUUUUGUAG
Molecule: messenger RNA, 591 nt
Organism: Sclerotinia borealis F-4128
Lineage: Eukaryota; Fungi; Ascomycota; Leotiomycetes; Helotiales; Sclerotiniaceae
Source: the annotation of a GenBank genome assembly